This is a messenger RNA of Manihot esculenta (cassava), 1245 nucleotides long. RefSeq names its product SPX domain-containing protein 1. Gene Ontology annotation, biological process: cellular response to phosphate starvation. Lineage: Eukaryota; Viridiplantae; Streptophyta; Magnoliopsida; Malpighiales; Euphorbiaceae. The record is from RefSeq and is a predicted model, not a curated record. The coding region runs from base 192 to 1070 and encodes 292 amino acids. The transcript is spliced from 3 exons.
AGAAUAAUCGGAUAUUCCAAUACUUAACCCUCGAAUAUUCUUCCCCUUCCGUUAUAUCUCUCCCACACCCUCCUCCCCCUUUAUUCUCUCACCCUCCUUUACCUUCACUUUCUCUCUUGCUUUCUCACCUGCCAAACACACCCUUACACCCUUCUCCCCCCGCGUUCCUGUAUACUCAUCAAAUAGAAACCAUGAAGUUCGGCAAGAGCCUUAGCAACCAGAUCGAGGAGACCUUGCCUGAAUGGCGAGACAAGUUCCUGUCCUACAAGGAGCUCAAGAAGAGAUUGAAGCUCAUAGAGCCAAACAAAGGUGGAGAUAGGCCUAUCAAACGCCCCAGAUUGGACGCUAGAGAUAGUACAGAUGGCGCCGUUGGAAGAGACAAUAAAGAUGGUAUGACAAAAGAGGAGAUCGAUUUCAUUAAUCUGUUGGAGGAUGAGCUCGAGAAAUUCAACGCCUUCUUCGUCGAGAAGGAAGAGGAAUAUAUCAUCAAAUUGAAGGAGCUGCAGGAUAGGGUAGCAAAGGCACGGGAUUCCAAUGAGGAGAUGAUAAAAAUAAGGAAGGAGAUUGUCGACUUCCAUGGAGAGAUGGUUUUGCUGGAGAAUUAUAGUGCGCUUAACUACACAGGAUUGGUAAAAAUACUGAAGAAGUAUGACAAAAGAACUGGUGCUCUCAUUCGGUUGCCCUUCAUCCAGAAGGUCUUGCAACAGCCCUUCUUUACAACUGACCUGCUAUACAAGCUUGUAAAAGAGUGCGAGAACAUGCUUGAUCGCCUAUUUCCCACAUAUGAAUCAGCAUCUUUAGCCGAAGCAGUUGAUGGGGAUGAAGGAUGUGAUCCAUCAACUUCUGCCGCAGCCAACAAUGAUGGUCUGCUCAGAGUGCCCAAGGAACUUGCCGAGAUUGAACUUAUGGAGAGUUCAUACAUGAAGAGUACCGUUUCAGCAUUACGGAUCUUGAAGGAAAUUCGGAGCAGAAGCUCUACUGUUAGUGUGUUUUCAUUGCCACCACUGCAGUUGACUGGGUUGGAGGAUACUUGGAAGAAGGUACCCAUUCUGGAACAGGUUGCCAAGUGAUUUGAUUUUGAGAAAGGAAAUAGGACCAGAUAUCACUUUGUUUUGUAAUACCACUGUUUCCCUGCCCUACCCCUUUUUGGGUUUACUUUCUUGCAUAUUUUAGAUACCAAUACAUAUGUAAAAUGUUUAGUUCAACAUGGAAUGAAUAUUAUAUAAGCACAAGUUCUGGUUAAAA